Molecule: messenger RNA, 507 nt
Organism: Spirodela intermedia
Lineage: Eukaryota; Viridiplantae; Streptophyta; Magnoliopsida; Alismatales; Araceae
Source: the annotation of a GenBank genome assembly
AUGAGCUACCGUCCCAACCGGCUUCCGCCCACGGCGAAGAGGUACGUGCUGCGGCUGUUCAUCUCGCUCAAGUACAUCACCGCCAACGUCGUCGACCGGCGGCACGGCCGCGUGGUGGCGACAGCGUCGUCGGUGGAGAAGGCUCUCAAGCCGGGGCUCGAGUGCGGCCGCUUCUGCAACGCCAAGGCAGCGGCGGCGGUGGGGGAGGUGCUGGCGGUGCGCCUCAAGGUGGACGGCCUCGCUGCCGAGGAGAUCCACGCCGACGUAGCCAAGGAGAUCGAGAAGAAGGGCUUCAAGAACCGGACCAAGGUAUGGGCCGUAGUCAACGCCCUCCGCUCCUACGGCGUCAACCUUCUAUUCGACGCGGACGCCGCCGCUGCCGCCGCCGCUGCCUCCGCCGCUGCCGCCGCCGCCCCUCUCCCAUCGUACGGUUGUCGCCUCUCCCCUCCGCCUUCUUCAUCUACCCGCCCUCCCUCUACCGCCCUCGACGGUGGCGAUGAGCUGUAA